This is a messenger RNA of Brassica oleracea var. oleracea, 994 nucleotides long. RefSeq names its product histone H2A.Z-specific chaperone CHZ1-like. Lineage: Eukaryota; Viridiplantae; Streptophyta; Magnoliopsida; Brassicales; Brassicaceae. Bases 1 to 522 code for a protein of 173 amino acids. The transcript is spliced from 2 exons. The record is from RefSeq and is a predicted model, not a curated record.
AUGAUCAGAUGGUGUAGCACCACUGCAAAAGAGAGCUUCUCAAACUUUCCUGAUCCUGAACCAGCUUCUCUAGCUCUUGUUUACGAGUCUCUUGUGCUUCAACGCUGUGUUCAAAAUCACGGACCUAAAAGAAAACGGUGUACAGCAUAUUAUGAAGCGAAGCAAGGCGAUCGAGUUGGAGAGGAAGAAGAAGAAGAGGAGGAGGAGGAGGAUUCGAUUGAAGAUGAGAUCGACAGGAAAGGUAAAGGCAUAUCGAGAGAGGACAAAGGAAAAGGAAAACUGAUCGAAGUUGAUGAAAGUGACGAUAGCGAUGAUGAUGAUGAUGACGAUGACGAUGACGAGGAUGGUGAUGAGUACGAUGAAAGCGAUUUGUCUGAUGAUCCUUUGGCGGAGGUGGAUUUGGAUAAUAUCCUUCCGUCGAGGACUAGGAGACGAUCGAUCCAGCCUGGAGUCUACACCUCCAAUGACCGUAGCGGAAACAACGAGAAUGAUGAUGAUAGUAGUGACGAUAGCGAUGCUUAAAACCUCCCUCCUUAGCUAUAAUCAUUCUUGAAUUAGAUAGUGAUGCAGCGUAUAAGUAAGUCUUUGAAUAAACUAGCUGGUGUUCUCGUGUUCCUUUUGGUUGAGUGCAAUGCAACCCAUAGUAAGGGUCAGUGAGCAAGCUAAACUAGUUGAAGAAACUGACAUUAUAUUGGCAAUGCUCUUCUUUUGAUGCCGAUGGUGAGUAAAGAUGCAAACUUUUAUUUCUCUUACUAGUCCUUAUGUAUUUAACCUUAGUGAAGGGACUAAAUACAACCCAUUGGAUUAUAAUUUUAUAAGGGGAUGUUAAAGUUGUUCUAUGAUUGGUAUGUGGAGCUUUCUUCUUCUUUUUUUACCACAAGUGUGUGUGGUAUUUAGAGCUUUCUUAGUUUGUGAUUCCUUUGAACUUGUGAGUGUCUUUUGUGACUGCUUCGCUAUCACUUUAUUUUGUAAGCUAAAGCUACUCAACUACAUC